AGCCGCGGGGUCGGAUGGCCUACGCGCUUCCGUGCGGUUAAAGCCCUGCAGCUCGCACCGCCGGCAGGCGGGAGUGGCUUCUGUUGGCGGUGCGGGGUCGGGCGGAGCGGGCUGCGCCAGGAGAGAAGAGCUGCAGCUCUUGCCCGCAGUGUGCUGCGUGCUGCAGCGCUCGGCCAGUAACCUCUGCCACAGUAAUCACGGCGAUUUAAAAUGAUCUUCCUGAAACCACCGUCCUGUCAGUUUCUGUAGUGCUUGUGAGUAAAUAUGAAGGUCAUCACUUGCGAGAUAGCGUGGCACAACAAGGAACCUGUGUACAGCUUAGACUUCCAACACGGAACUGAUGGGAAGAUCAACCGUCUGGCUUCUGCGGGUGUGGACACGGCCGUCCGGAUAUGGAAAGUGGAAAAAGGACCGGAUGGAAAAGCUAUUGUGGAAUUCUUAUCCAAUCUCGCCCGCCAUACCAAAGCAGUCAAUGUUGUGCGCUUCUCGCCCAGUGGUGAAGUCCUCGCGUCAGGUGGAGAUGAUGCUGUUAUUUUAUUGUGGAAGCUGAAUGAUAGCAAAGAAUUGGAACCACUAGCUUUUCAAGAUGAAGAUGAAGCUCAGCUCAACAAGGAGAACUGGACAGUUGUUAAAACUUUAAGAGGCCACUUAGAAGAUGUGUAUGAUAUUUGUUGGACCUCAGAUGGGAAUUUCAUGGCAUCUGCUUCUGUAGAUAACACGGCUAUAAUGUGGGAUGUCAAUAAAGGACAGAAGGUUUCAAUAUUAAAUGAACACAAGAGUUACGUCCAAGGAAUAACCUGGGAUCCUCUAGGCCAGUACAUUGCAACUCUGAGUUGCGAUAGGGUUCUGCGGGUAUACAACACGCAAACCAAGCGUGUAGCAUUCAACGUUACCAAGAUGCCAUCUGAGUCAGGAGCUGAAGGAGAGGCUAGGAGCUAUCGGAUGUUUCACGAUGACAGCAUGAAGUCAUUUUUCCGUAGACUCAGUUUUACUCCUGAUGGCUCCUUAUUACUCACUCCAGCUGGCUGUGUUGAAUCAGGAGAAAAUGUGACAAACACCACAUAUGUUUUCUCCAGAAAUAAUCUUAAAAGGCCCAUGGGUCAUCUGCCCUGUCCGGGAAAGGCAACUCUUGCUGUUCGCUGCUGCCCAGUCUUCUUUGAGUUGAGACGAGCACUUAAUAAAGAUGAAAUCAGUCAGAAAUCAUCGCCUGCUCUAUUGAAUCUACCCUAUCGAUUGGUGUUUGCUGUUGCUUCAGAAGAUUCUGUGCUUUUUUAUGAUACUGAGCAGUCUUUCCCUUUUGGUUAUGUUUCUAACAUACACUAUCACACCCUCAGUGACAUUUCAUGGUCCAGCGACGGAGCCUUCCUUGCUAUUUCUUCUACGGAUGGAUACUGUUCUUUUGUUACCUUUGAGAAGGAUGAACUGGGAAUACCGCUGAAGGAAAAGCCUCAGAUAAAUGUCAGGACUCCUGGUGCAACAGAGAAGAAAGUGAAGAAGAGUCAACCACACAAAGUCGUUUCCCCAGGCUCGAGGCUGACUGAGGGGACUCCUCUGAGCGCUCCCACUCUCCAACCCAAAACGCCUGUAGCUGCUGCUAAGGACUUGCCUUUCACACCUGUUGGCAUAAAAAAUGUUCCAGUCUCAUCUUCAGAGGAGAGGAAAAUCAGCCAGCCAGCCAGCCAGAGUACUAAAGGAAACCAGCCCAGGAGGAUUACUCUCAACACUUUACAAGCAUGGAGCAAGACGCCAAGGAGAAUAAACUUGACACCAGUAAAGCCAGAUACACCAGCCUCAGUGUAUACAGACACAGUUCCUGUACCUCCUUCCUCGGAACAGGAACAUGAGAGGCCGUUACCAUCUGAUGACAGUCUUCAAAAUCCCCCACCUUCUAAACGUCCUAGAACUGAGGAAAUGCCUCUUUCUGUGUCUGCUGAAGAUCAGAUCAGCUGCAAACCAAACAAAUAACAGCUAGUUUGUUAGUAGACUCUUCAGUCUGAACGCAGUGCAGCCGUACCUGAGAACUCAUUUCUUUUUGUGAAUGAUAAAUCCUCAAUUCCUGAUUAAAGCACCGUAUGCGUAUUUGACAUAGUGCUGUGAGUAAGCUGGCAGUAGUAGACUGUUUUCAGGAACGUAGCCUCACAGAAGAGGAAAUAAUUCUGAAGUGUCUUCUAAGUGUAGUUCUAUUUCUUGAAGACAGAAUUCUUCGAUGCCACAGUUCAAGGAAAUCAUGAAAAUCUGGCUAUUGAAAAGCCGUACAGUAACCUAAGUGUUUCCAUCAAAGUUCCCUGAGUCAACAUUUAUAAAGUAUCGUGUCCUCCAGCAACGUGUCUGGCAAAUAAAUGGAAUUUCUAAGGAAUUGAGUUCAUUCUGAUUUGAUGUCACUUAAGAAAAAGGAAAGAAACAAAAAACCUGAAGCUGUUUCACACAGGCAGCUUGGCUUAUACAUUGUAGCAAUGUGCAAAAUAAUCAAUGCUUUCCAGUACCUGUGGAAUGGAAGCAAAUGUUCAUAUGCUCUGAAUGCAGCGGCAUGCAAUAUGACUAAUAGAGAAACAGGAAUCAGAAGCUAAAACUGCAAGAAACAAGAAAUCAUAAGGAAGAAACCCUCUGAAGACCUGUUACAAGCAUUAGACAAUGGAAGAAAGUUCUUCACUGAACAGAGAAGCUUCUAUAUUUGCAAAAAUGCUGAUGUGAGAUUUUCCUGAGGCAGCAAGAUUUGAAUCUAUACAUUAAAAGUACACAAAAAGCUUUCCCCCUGUUGUUUUUCCUGACUCAAGCUCUUUUGGACAAUAAAAUAAAACACAAAUCCAAUGUGUAUUAUGCUUUUAAAAGUUGAUUUGUUUAAUAUUUCCUAUGAUUAAACUAUGACCUAAAAUUGGAAAGAACACCAAAAUCUUUGAAAACCACUACACUGAAUUUUAUCUGGUGUACAGAGACUCCCGUAGUAGAAUGCUCAGCCACAGUAUUCUGAGCUUAUCCAUUUCAUUAUUUUUGUUCAAUAUCAGAUAUUUAUUUUUAAGAAGAUAAUACUUAACAUGUAAAUAGUUGUUGUAGUUAACGAUACCUUGUAGACAUUUUGAACAAAAUUUUCUCUUGUGAUUUAGCUCACACUUUUGUAUCAUGUGAAGUUCUGAAACACGUGGGAGGGGAAAGCUAGAAUUCAUAUUAAACCUCUUUGAUUUCCUUGGAUUUGUUUGUUUUUAAGGUGUCUAAUUAGUCUUUAUUUUCUGUCAGUUUCUGAGUAAGUGGACAAAUGCAAAUGUGGGCAUGCAGAAAUAGAAAUGUUUCAGGAGUGUUUCAUAAAAAUUUCACAAAGAAGAAAUGCUUACAGAUACCUGUUCAAAAAAAAUUUCAGGCAAAUGAAAUAGUUGACUACAAUCUUCAACAGAAAUUAGUAAGCUAACUGUUCUAGGAAACUAACUGUAUUUUUCUUUAAACCAUUGAGAUGAAGGUAUAACUUUACUAGAACUAGCCAGACUUGGGUUUUCUCACAGCCAGGAAUAAAAAAGCUAUUACCAAGUAAAGCUGCAUCUAAAGCAGUUUUUUUUCCCCGAAAUGUAUAGAAAUAAAAUUUGUAGAGAUCUGAAUUGAUAGCUAAAAAGCAGAUGUUUGUAGCUAACACAGCAAUGCAUGGGUGGUUUUUUGUAUAUUUGUUGUUAAUACAGCGAUGUGUGUUUUUUUUCUCUUGAGCUGUAAGAACGGUUGUAUUUCAUCUUUCUGUAGGACAGUGACCCACUUAAUAUUUCAGUGAUUCAUUUUGUGCACUGCAAAGGAUCCUUUGAAUUCAAACUUACAUUUCUAAAUACUGAUUGCAAAGCUAUCCUAUUUGUUGGUGUGCUUUGUUUUCUCACAAAAUGCAUUUCAUCAUAAGCUUCUUGCUGUUGAAAGCUAUAAGAUUGAAUGUAUUAUUUUAGUGUUAGUGACAUAACUGGCCUUUGUGGUCUUCGAGUGUAAUUAAUUACUAGAGUAUUAGUCUUUAUUUCAUGCCACACCCGUUCAAAUAACAAGCACAUUUAUUUAUAUAGUUGCUAGCUUAUUUUCUCACUGCCUUGCAGUGUAAUUGGAUUGGUAAAUUUAUCGACACUUUCACUGCUUCCAUUUGGAGAUUAUUUCCACAUCAUCAUCUCUGUCAUAAUGCUCUAUCUGGUAUUUUUCCUUUCCAAAUCAGGACUUCUUUCUUUAGUUUUAGUUUUAGUUUUCUCCUGCUACUAUAAUUUCUUACUUCUCUUUUCCAUUUGUUCUCUGUUAGUUACAUUCUACUUUGUUGUUAAGAGGCAGCAAAUCAAUUUCAAACUUGGGAACUGCAGAACUCUUCAUUGGGUGUCCAAAACUUGCACCCAGUCAAAAAUACUUUGUACCUGUGUAUGUCAGUAUCCUCCCAACAAAUCCCCUGAAAGGCCAAAUAAACAGGAUUUUGAUACA
This is a messenger RNA of Numida meleagris (helmeted guineafowl), 4419 nucleotides long. RefSeq names its product chromatin assembly factor 1 subunit B (gene CHAF1B). Gene Ontology annotation, cellular component: CAF-1 complex; nucleus. Gene Ontology annotation, biological process: nucleosome assembly; DNA replication-dependent chromatin assembly. NCBI's taxonomy places the organism in Eukaryota, Metazoa, Chordata, Aves, Galliformes, Numididae. Bases 265 to 1965 code for a protein of 566 amino acids. The transcript has 14 exons. The record is from RefSeq and is a predicted model, not a curated record. Gene Ontology annotation, molecular function: protein binding.